Gamsiella multidivaricata is the source of this 747-nucleotide messenger RNA. Its product is annotated as Prefoldin-domain-containing protein. Gene Ontology annotation, biological process: protein folding; regulation of DNA-templated transcription. NCBI's taxonomy places the organism in Eukaryota, Fungi, Mortierellomycota, Mortierellomycetes, Mortierellales, Mortierellaceae. Gene Ontology annotation, cellular component: prefoldin complex; cytoplasm. The record is from RefSeq and is a predicted model, not a curated record. The coding region runs from base 17 to 481 and encodes 154 amino acids. The transcript has 4 exons.
AGAUCACACAACCGCCAUGGCACAGCAGCAGAAGAUUGAACUCCAGGACCUGGACUUGUCACAGCUCGUGGAAGUCAAGAAGCAGUUAGAAGAAGAACUCUCGCACUUGACGUCCUCGUUCAGUCAGUUGAAGCAAGCCCAAAAUCGCUUCGCGGACUGCAUCGAGAGCUGCAAAGCCGUCAAUGCUGCCAAUAACGACAAGACAAUCCUCGUUCCUCUCACAAGCUCGCUUUACGUCCCUGGAAAACUGGCGAAUGUCGAGAAGGUCGUUGUGGACAUUGGAACUGGAUAUUAUGUGGAGAAGACCACCGAGGAUGCUAUCAAAUUUUACAAUGGCAAGGUUGAUUUUGUAAAAGAGAACUUGGAGAAGAUCCAGGCAACCGUGGCAACAAAGCAAAACAACUUGAGAUCAUUGGUGGAUGUUAUGCAGUACAAGGUACAGAUGCAGCAGCAGGAGCAAAAGGCAGCAACAAAGGCAUAAGGAUCAAAAUAAAGAAUCGUCGGAAACGAAAUCAUAUGCGUUGCAUAUAUUUCAAUGGGAAGAAAGGAUAUAUUGACGACUACUUUGGACUGAAAGUGGUUCUGAGGGAUGUGCUUUCAGUGUAGCAAACAUCGAAAAUAUUCACAGGUGAUAGGAACGAUAAGAAAAACAUUUGUUCGGGACGAUCGGAUCAAACCAGAGCUGGAGUAUAUUGGCAUUAACAGACAGACGAGCAAAGCACUUUGAUUUUUAUGCCAACUGCUGUG